Messenger RNA from Coregonus sp. 'balchen', 22485 nucleotides. Lineage: Eukaryota; Metazoa; Chordata; Actinopteri; Salmoniformes; Salmonidae. The record is from the annotation of a GenBank genome assembly.
AUGGGCUGCGCAAUAUCAGGGCUGGCACCGAAAACAGCUGGAGAGACGAAGACGGAGGAUGCUGUUGCGCAUCUCAGCAAGGAGCAGAUCGAGAUGAUCAAAGAGUCAUGGAAAGUUAUCCAGGAGGACAUUGCAAAAGUUGGAAUUAUUAUGUUUGUCAGGUGAGAUAUUCUGAUUUAAUUUUGUUUUAGUUAUUUGUAAGCAAGUUAGACAUUUUUGCUUUAUUAGACUGAAUAUUUUCAUAAACAUUUAUGGUACCUCUCAUAGAAAGGCAAAACAUUAUCUUCAACACUAUUGCUCUCAACUAGCUAUUAAAUUCCAGACAUGAUUGAAUGAAUUGCCUAGAACAAAGACAGUUGAUGACCACAGGGACUGCAUGAUGACUGACAUCAUAAUUCAUGACUAUAAACACAAAAAUAUGCCAACAACUUCACAUUAUUCACACAGUAGUUAUUUGUCUUAUUUGCAAUUAUAUCUGCAAUACAUAUGACUGUGGAAACAGUAGGAUCAAUAUGUAGGAUCAGCACAUAUAUAAUUGUUAUAUUGUAUGAGAACUAAGCCCCAUCAUCCUAAUAAAAUGUUGGCACUCCUUGUGCUGCCUUAUUCAAAAAGCUCUCAAGGCAUCUUUAGGGAGAGACAUUAUUUAGUCCACAACAGAGAGGGCUCUCGGGGCUCAAUGAUUGAAUGUGACUGUGACAUGGUGCCUAACCUCUGCUCACAAACAAGCAACUGUACAGUACAUAGUCCUAUUCUUUAACAUCUGCCACAUCCCUCUGCCUUGUGGUUUGAAGACUUUCAUGAAGGGGUUGGAGGGUGUUGCCUUCCUCCCUCCCAUCAUCCUACAUCAUGUCUCAAUAUUACAUGAUAAAUAUACAGCACCAGGCCCCUUCCCAUCCCUUCAUAUCUAUUGACAAACGAAGACGCUCGAAGCAAAGAAAAUACAUAUCAACAAGCACAAUAGCCAGCCUUUGAAAUGUAAUAGUUUGCAGAGAGAAAAAAACUGCAUGAAUAGUGUAUGCAGUCCUAGUUUGGUGCUAGUCUGACAUUACGGCUGUUGAUAGAGAGAGAGAGAGAGAGAGACCUCCAGGCACGGCACAGAAGAUGGCUUUAAGCCCAAUCAAGGCAAUACAGUGCCUUUAGAAAGUAUUCACACCCCUUGACCUUUUCCACUUUUUGUUGUGUUACAGCCUGAAUUUAAAAUGGAUUAAAUUUAGAUUUUGUGUCACUGGCGUACACAAUACCCAAUAACGUGAAAGUGGAAUUACGUUUUGAGAAAUGUUUACAAAUUAAUAAAAAAAUGAAAAGCUGAAAUGUCUUGAGUCAAUAAGUAUUCAACCCCUUUGUUAUUGCAAGCCUAAAUAAGUUCAGGAGUAAAGAUGUGCUUAACAAGUCACACAUGUUUCAUGGACUCACUCUGUGUGCAAUAAUAGUGUUUAACAUGAUUUUUUAAUGACUACCUCAUCUCUGUACCCCACACAUACAAUUAUCUGUAAGGUCGGUCGAGCAGUGAAUUUCAAACACAGAUUCAACCACAAAGACCAGGGAUGAAGGGCACCUAUUGGUAGAUGGGUACAAAAAAAAUUUUAACCCGACAUUGAAUAGCCCUUUGAGCAUGGUGAAGUUAUUAAUUAUAAUUUGGAUGGUGUAUCAAUACACCCAGUCACUACAAAGAUACAGGGGUCCUUCCUAACUCUGUUGCUAGAGAGGAAGGAAACUGCUCAGGUAUUUCACCAUGAGGCCAAUGGUGACUUUAAAACAGUUACAGAGUGGAAUGGCUGUGAUAGGAGAAAACUGAGGAUGGAUCAACAACAUUGUAGUUACUCCAAUAUACUAACGUAAUUGACAGAGUGAAAAGAAGGAAGCCUGUACAGCAUAAAAAUAUUCCAAAACAUGCAUCCUGUUUGCAAUAAGGCACUAAAGUAAUACUGCAAAAAAUGUGGAAUAUCCUGAAUACAAAGCGUUAUGUUUGGGGCAAAUCCAACACAACACAUCACUAAGUACCACUCUUCAUAUUUUUAAGCAUGGUGGUGGCUGCAUCAUGUUAUGUGUAUGCUUGUUUGCUUUUUUGGGAUAAAAAUAAACAGAAUAGAGCUAGGCACAGGCAGAAUCCUAUAGGAAAAUCUCACAGCUGUAAUCGCUGCCAAAGGUGCUUCUACAAAGUAUUGACUCAGGGAUGUGAAUAAUUAUGUAAAUGAGAGAUUUCUGUAUUUCAUUUUCAAUAAAUGUGAAAAAAAUGAUAAAAACAUGUUUUCACUUCAUUAUGGGGUAUUGUGUGUAAAUGGGUAAGAGAAAAAAAUAUAUUUAAUCCAUUUUGAAUUCAGGCAGUAACACAAUAAAAUGUGGAACAGGUCAAGGGGUAUGAAUACUUUCUGAAGGCACUGUAUGUGCGAAUGCUGUUCAUCAACUACAGCUCAGCGUUCAACACCAUAGUGCCCUGACUGCCCUCCAAGCUCAUCACUAAGCUAAGGACCCUGGGACUGAACACCUCCCGCUGCAACUGGAUCCUGGACUUCCUGACGGGCUGCCCCCAGGUGGUGAGGGUUGGCAACAACACAUCCGCCAUGCUGACCCUCAACACGGGGCCCCCUCAGGGGUGCGUGCCAAGUCCCCUCCUGUACUCUCUGUUCACCCACGACUGCAUGGCCACGCACGACUCCAACAUCAUCAUUAAGUUUGCUGAUGACAUGACGGUGGUAGGCCUGAUCACCGACGAUGAUGAGACAGCCCAUAGUGAGGAGGUCAGAGACCUGGCAGUGUGGUGCCAGGACAACAACCUCUCCCUCAACGUCAGCAAGACAAAGGAGCUGAUCGUGGACUACAGGAAACGGAGGGCCGAGCACUCCCCCAUUCACAUCGACGGGGCUGUAGUGGAGCGAGUCGAGAGCUUCAAGUCCCUCGGUGUCCACAUCACUAAGGAUCUAUCAUGGUCCACACACACCAACACAGUAGUGAAGAGGGCACGACAAUGCCUCUUCCUUCUCAGCAGGCUGAAAAGAUUUGACAUGGGCUCUCAGAUCCUCAAAAGGUUCUACAGCUGCACCAUUGAGAGCAUCUUGAUUGUCUGCAUCAUAAGUUGGUAUGGCAAUUCCUUGGAAUCUGACUUCAAGACACUACAGAUGGUAGUGGGUACGGCCCAGUACAUCGCUGGUGCCGAGCUUCCUGCCAUCCAGGACCUCUAUACCAGGCGGUGUGUCACGAGUGUCGGUGGAAUGCGGUAGGCCAGAGUCAAGCGCAGGACACAGAAUGAGAUGAAGAACCACUUUACUGAGUAGUAAAGAAAUACAAGAAAAACCCUCCAAACAACAAAGGAGGAGCAAAACCCGCUCACAAAAUGACACUCGUACAAUCCAAUAAACACGCACACCAAACAGUGGACGUGAACAGGUUAAAUAGGCAGACAAACUAACAUAAUGGGGAACAGGUGUGCAACAACAGACAACAAUCAAGUGAACAUAGAAACAUAUAACAUAGAGCGGCAGCAGCUAGUACUCCGGUGACGACGAACGCCGAAGCCUGCCCGAGCCAGAAGGAAGGGCAGUAUCGGCAGAAUCCGUGACAGUACCCCCCCCCCACCCCACCCCCCCCCCCGACACGCGGCCCCAGCCGUGCGUCGACACCGGCCUCGGGGACUGCCAGGAGGACGCGGUGCGGGGGGAUUGGGAUGGUUCUGAUGGAAUUCUCUCGACAAGGAGGGAUCGAGGAUAUAUCUCCUAGGAACCCAGCACUGCUCCUCCGGCCGUACCCCUCCCACUCCACGAGAUACAGCAGGCCCCCUACCCGACGCCUCGAAUCUAGGAUGGAACGGACCGAGUACGCCGGUGCCCCCUCGAUGUCCAGUGGGGGCGGAGGAACCUCCCGUAUCUCAGAUUCCUGGAGUGGACCAGCUACCACCGGCCUGAGGAGAGACACAUCGAACGAGGGGUUAUACGAUCAUUAAUAGGAAGUUGUAACCUAUAACAUACCUCGUUCAAUCUCCUCAGGACUUUAAAUGGGCCCACAAACCGCCUACCCAACUUCCGUCAGGGAAGGCGAAGGGGCAGGUUUCGGGUCGAGUGCCACACCCGGUCCCCCGGGGCUUCCCUGUGGUAGCGGUCGGCGCUCGCCUUCUGACGCCUGAUGUCCCGCUGCAGGCGUUCAUGUGUAGCGUCCCAGGUCUCCUGCGAGCGCCGAACCCACUCGUCCACCACAGGUACCUCGAUCUGGCUCUGAUGCCACGGUGCCAGGGCCGGCUGAUAAUCUAACACACACUGGAAUGGUGUGAGGUCAGUUGAGGAGUGGCGGUUGGAGUUUAUAGCCAUCUCUGCCCAGGGUAGGAAAACCGACCACUCCUCUCGCCGGUCCUGGCAAUACGACCUCAGAAACCUACCCACCUCCUGGUUAAUUCUCUCCACCUGCCCGUUACUCUCGGGGUGAAAACCUGAGGUAAGGCUAACCGAGAUCCCCAACCGUUCCAUGAACGCCCUCCACUCCCUUGAGGUGAACUGGGAACCCCGAUCAGACACUAUAUCCUCAGGCACCCCAUAGUGCCGGAAGACGUGUGUAAACAGGGCCUCGGCAGUUUGUAGGGCCGUAGGGAGUCCGGAAAGAGGAAGGAAGCGAGAGGUCUUAGAAAACCGAUCCACAACGACCAGGAUGGUUGUGUUCCCCCUUGAGGGAGGAAGAUCAGUCAUAAAAUCCACCGAUAGGUGGGACCACUGUCUUUGUGGAACGGGUAGGGGUUGUAAUUUCCCUCUAGGCAGGUGUCUAGGAGCCUUACACUGGGCGCACACCGAGCAGGAGGAAACAUAAACCCUCACGUCCUUGGCUAAGGUGGGCCACCAGUACUUCCCACUAAGACAGGUCACUGUCCGACCGAUGCCAGGAUGACCAGAGGAGGGUGACGUGUGAGUCCAAUAGAUCAAACGAUCGCGGACCUCUAGCGGUACGUACUUACGACCCUCUGGACACUGGGGAGGAGAGGGUUCGCUACCUAACGCCUGCUCGAUGUCCGCGUCAACCUCCCACACCACCGGUGCCACCAGACACGACGCUGAAAGUAUGGGAGUGGGCCACACGGAACUCUCCUCCGUGUCAUACAGUCGGGACAGAGCAUCUGCCUUAGCAUUCUGCCCGGCCUGUAUGAAAGGGUGAAAACAAAACGGGUUAGAAACAUGGACCAUCUUGCCUGGCGAGGGUUUAACCUCUUCGCCGCUCGGAUGUACUCCAGAUUGCGGUGGUCAGUCAAAAUGAGAAAAGGGUGUUUAGCCCCCUCAAGCCAAUGUCUCUACGCUUUCAGGGCUUUGACCACCGCCAACAACUCCCGGUCCCCCACAUCAUAGUUGCGCUCUGCCGGGCUGAGCUUCUUCGAAAAGAAAGCACAGGGGCGGAGCUUGGGUGGCGUGCCCGAGCGCUGAGAAAGCACAGUGCCUAUCCCAGCCUCGGAUGCGUCCACCUCAACCGUGAAGGCCAAGGAGGGAUCCGGAUGAGCCAGCACUGGAGCCGAAGUAAACAGCUCCUUCAGGCGACUAAAAGCCCUGUCCGCCUCAGCUAACCACCGCAGACGCACCGGUCCCCCCUUCAGCAACGAGGUAAUGGGAGCCACUACCUGACCAAAGCCCCGGCUAAACCUCCGGUAGUCGUUGGCGAACCCCAAGAAACGCUGCACCUCCUUUACCGUGGUUGGAGUCACCCAAUUACGCACGGCCGAAACACGGUCACUCUCCAUCCUCACCCCAGACGCGGACAUGUGGUACCCUAGGAAGGAGAUGGACUCCUGAAAGAACAGGCAUUUCUCUGCCUUAGCAUACAGGUCAUGCUCUAACAGUCUUUCAAGCACUUUACGCACCAGGGACACAUGCUCGGCCCUUGUAGUUGAGUAUAUAAGUAUGUCAUCAAUAUACACCACUACCCCUUGUCCGUGCAGGUCCCUGAAAAUCUCAUCCACAAAUGAUUGGAACCCGUAUGGCAUGAAAGAUACUCAUAAUGUCUAGAGGUGGUACUAAAUGUCGUCUUCCACUCAUCUCCCUCCCGGAUACGCACUAGGUUGUACGCGUUCCUGAGAUCCAAUUUUGUGAAGAAGCGUGCCCCGUGCAAUGAUUCCGUCAUACUAGCUAUCAGGGGUAAUGGAUAGCUGUACUUGAUGGUAAUCUGAUUUAAGCCACGGUAAUCAAUGCACGGGCAUAAACCACCAUCCUUCUUCUUCACAAAAAGAAACUCGAGGAGACAGGUGAAGUGGAUGGCCGAAUGUAUCCCUGUCUCAGAGACUCGGUGACAUAUGUCUCCAUAGCCGCCCUCUCCUCCUGAGACAAAUGGAUACACGUGACUCCGGGGAAGUGCAGCUCCUACCUGGAGAUUUAUCGCGCAAUCCCCCGGACGAUGAGGUGGUAAUUUAGUCGCCCUCUUUUUACUGAAGGCGAUAGCCAAAUCGGCAUACUCGGCAGGAAUGUGCAUAGUGGAAACCUGGUUUGGACUCUCCACCGUAGUUGCCCCCAAGGAACCUCCUACACACCUCCCUGAACACUGACCAGACCAUCCCUUAAGAGCCCUCUGUUGCCAUGAAAUCGUGGGGUCAUGAAUGGUUAACCAGGGAAGUCCCAACACCACAGGAUACGCAGGAAAAUAAAUCAGGUAGAGGCUAAUCCUCUCCUCAUGACCCCCCUGCGUCCUCAUCAGAAGUGGUGUGGUGACCUCCCUGAUUAUGCCUGACCCUAACGGGCGACUAUCUAAAGCGUGCACAGGGAAAGUUUUAUCAACAGACACAGUAGGAAUCCCUAAACUAUGAGCAUACUGGCGAUCAAUAAAAUUCCCAGCCGCGCCUGAAUCUACUAGCGCCUUAUGCUGGGAAUGGGGGGAAACUUCUGGAAAAACAAUAUCUAUACACAAAUUAGCAACAGGAGGCUCUGGGUGAGUCGGGUGCCUACUCACCUGAGACGGUCGACCAGUGCCCUGCCUGCUGGCUCGACCUCCUGAGGACCCUCCCCAGCACCGACCAGCAGUGUGUCCUCUGCAGCCACAGUUGGUGCAGGGGACGGUCCCUCUCCCCGUCUCCCUAACCGCAGCACCUCCGAGCUCCAUGGGGGUAGACUUGGAGGUGCUGAGGGAUAGAAUGGACGGCCCUUGAUCAGAACGUCCGUGGGCUGCCAACAGGUUAUCCAACCUGAUGGACAUGUCCACCAGUUGGUCCAGGGUGAGAUCGGUGUCCCUGCAGGCCAGCUCCCGAUGGAUGUCCUCCCUUAAGCUGCAGCGAUAAUGGUCGAUCAGGGCCUUCUCAUUCCAUCCCGCGCUGGCUGCUAAAGUUCUGAACUCCAGCGCGAACUCCUGCGCGCUCCUCAUCUCCUGUCGUAGGUGGAACAGACGUUCACCCGCCGCCCUCCCCUCUGGUGGAUGAUCGAAUACCGCCCGGAAGCGGCGGGUGAAAUCCUCGUAGCGGACAGUACUUGUGUCUAUUCCUCCCCACUCGGCGUUGGCCCAUUCCAGCGCCUUCCCCGAUAGACAGGAGAUGAGGGCGGACACGCUCUCGUAAUCCCGAGGGCGCCGGGUGAAUGGUGGCCAGGUACAGCUCGACCUGGAGGAGAAAUCCCUGGCACCCCGGCAGGUGUUCCGUCAUAUGCCCUCGGGAGUGAGAGCCGAAUCCCACUGGACCCAGAUGGCGAAGCGGUGACCAGUGUUGUAGGUGGUUGAGUGGUUGGAGAUGGUGACGGGAUACCACCUUUCUCCCAUCGUUCCAUCGUCUGGAAUACUCGUUCCAUGGUGACCCCGAGAGUCUGAAUCAUUAAUUCCUGACGUUGGACUCGUUCCUCCAUCGUCUCGGUUACUCCGGCUGCUCCUGCUGACUCCAUAGUGGUGCGUGUUUCUGUCACGAGUGUCGGUGGAAUGCGGUAGGCCAGAGUCAAGCGCAGGACACAGAAUGAGAUGAAGAACCACUUUACUGAGUAGUAAAGAAAUACAAGAAAAACCCUCCAAACAACAAAGGAGGAGCAAAACCCGCUCACAAAAUGACACUCGUACAAUCCAAUAAACACGCACACCAAACAGUGGAUGUGAACAGGUUAAAUAGGCAGACAAACUAACAUAAUGGGGAACAGGUGUGCAACAACAGACAACAAUCAAGUGAACAUAGAAACAUAUAACAGAGCGGCAGCAGCUAGUACUCCGGUGACGACGAACGCCGAAGCCUGCCCGAGCCAGAAGGAAGGGCAGUCUCGGCAGAAUCCGUGACACGGUGUCAGUGGAAGGCCCUAAAAAUUGUCAAAGCCUCCAGCCACCCAAGUCAUAGACUGUUCUCUCUGCUACCGCACGGCAAGCUUUACCGAUGAACCAAGUAUGGAACCAACAGGACCAUGAACAGCUUCUACCCCCAAGCCAUAAGACUGCUAAAUAGUUAGUCCGGGUAGCUAUUUGGUUAACUAUUUAACUAUCUGCAUUGACCCUUUUUGCACUCACUUUUUUUUGGACUAAUCACAUACGCUACUGCUACUGUUAAUUAUCUAUCCUUUUGCCUUGUCACUUUAUUCCUAGUUAUAUGUAGAUAUCUAUCUCAAUUACCUCAUAACCCUGCACAUGGACUCAGUACUGGUACCCCUUGUAUAUAGCCAAGUUAUCAUUUCUCAUUGUGUAUUUAUUAUUAUGUGUUAUUACUUUUCUAUUAUUUCUCUAUUUUCUUUCUCUCUGCAUUGUUGGGAAGGGCCCGUAAGUAAGCAUUUCACUGUUAGUCUACACCUGUGGUCUACGAGGCACGUGACGAAAAACAUUUGAUUUGAUUUGAAUAUACUGUAGUUUGAGGUGUGAAGCUCAUUAACUAUUGUUUUCUGUAGCUGUGUGGGAACAACAGAGACAUGGGUAAUUUCCCUUACAUCAAUGAGGUGUGGUAUGAAUUACAUUGUGCCUAUAAAUUAAGAACGACAUUCACGGGGAAGAAUAUUCUGUGUCCUAUAACAAUAGGGCUCGUAAUAGGGCUCCUCUGGAAAUCCACUCAGCUUGACAUCCAUCUUACCUAGUCACAUAAUUAUAAUAUAAUGCAUUCAGGUCUACAUUCAGUGCAGAAUAUCUCCAGAAUAUGAAGAUGUUUUGUUUAUUUUCUUUUGCAUUAUUACUUUUAUUUUCUGUCAUUAAUUGUAUUAUUUUAAGGUUCUAGUAAUUUUGACAUAAUUCCAUGUAAUGAAUGUGUCAACUUAAGUCCCCUGAAACGUAUCACUUGUAUCAUCAGCCAAAAUUCAUAAGAUAUUUUAUUGUUAAUGCAAGUAGAACAUAACAACCAUUCAGAGACCCAUUUUGAAAUCACCUUCUCACACACCUCUUCUCUGCUCCUUUCAUCUGUCUUUCAAGGGCCUAGUGUUUAUGACAGUGGCAGUUGGCUGCGAUACAACUGUGAGUGUGAAUAUGACACGGUUAUUUUCUCUCUCACACAGAGGCAGUAAGAGGUGGAAAUGGAAGUGUAUGUGCAAGGCUCUUAUACCCCACCUCAUAACAUGAUGAGGAAAAACACAAAAAUGGGAAGGGGGGAGGAGAUAAUUAGCAAUAUAAAGCCAAGUAAUUAAUGCAUGGUUUCUAUAGAUCCUACAGAGCUUUAAUGGUAUGUACCGUAUAUGGUGAUGUAUGCAUUAUGGAGCCCACAGCAGGGCAUUGUGUUUAGUGAUUACAUUACUAUGUUAAGAUAGACACGUCUGCUGAAUAGCUACCUGAUAGGAUUGCAGUGUGAAUUAAAUCUCUUGUUAAACUGGAGCUGGAGGUGUUUGAGGUAGAGGCUGUGAGGAGGGGGGAUGGGGCACACAUACACAUACAGUGGGGAAAAAAAGUAUAUCAGCACCAGUGCAGUUCUCCCACAAAAAGAGGAGAGCCUGUGUUUCAUCUAGGUACUGUCAACUAUGAAGCAAUGAGAAAAUGUUGAAAAUCACAUUGUACUUUUUGAUUAUGCUAUGUGGAAAUAGUAGGGGUCACUAAAACAAUCAAGAUUUUGGCUUCACGACUGGAAUUCUUUUUAAGACUCUGUCCUCCACUCGUACCUGUUUAAUGGCACUAUUUGAACUUGUUAUCAGUAUAAAAGACACCUGUCCACAACCUCAAACAGUCACACUCCAAACUCCACUAUGGCCAAGACCAAAGAGCUGUCAAAGGACAGCAGAAACAAAAUUGUAGACCUGCACCAGGCUGGGAAGACUGAAUCUGCAAUAGGUAAGCAGCUUGGUUUGAAGAAAUCAACUGUGGGAGCAAUUAUUAGGAAAUGGAAGACAAACAAGACCACUGAUAAUCUCCCUCGAUCUGGGGCUCCACGCAAGAUCUCACCCCGUGGGAUCAAAAUGAUCACAAGAACGGUGAGCAAAAAUCCCAGAACCACACGGGGGGACCUAGUGAAUGACCUGCAGAGAGCUGGGACCAAAGUAACAAAGCCUACCAUCAGUAACACACUACGCCGCCAGGGACUCAAAUCCUGCAGUGCAAGACGUGUCCCCCUGCUUAAGCCAGUACAUGUCCAGGCCCGUCUGAAGUUUGCUAGAGUGCAUUUGGAUGAUCCAGAAGAGGAUUGGGAGAAUGUCAUAUGGUCAGAUGAAACCAAAAUAUAACUUUUUGGUAAAAACUCAACUCGUCGUGUUUGGAGGACAAAGAAUGCUGAGUUGCAUCCAAAGAACACCAUACCUACUGUGAAGCAUGGGGUGGAAACAUCAUGUUUUGGGGCUGUUUUUCUGCAAAGGGACCAGGACGACUGAUCCGUGUAAAGGAAAGAAUGAAUGGGGCCAUGUAUCGUGAGAUUUUGAGUGAAAACCUCCUUCUAUCAGCAAGGGCAUUGAAGAUGAAACGUGGCUGGGUCUUUCAGCAUGACAAUGAUCCCAAACACACCGCCCGGGCAACGAAGGAGUGGCUUUGUAAGAAGCAUUUCAAGGUCCUGGAGUGGCCUAGCCAGUCUCCAGAUCUCUACCCCAUAGAAAAUCUUUGGAGGGAGUUGAAAGUCUGUGUUGCCCAGCGACAGCCCCAAAACAUCACUGCUCUAGAGGAGAUCUGCAUGGAGGAAUGGGCCAAAAUACCAGCAACAGUGUGUGAAAACCUUGUGAAGACUUACAGAAAACGUUUGACCUGUGUCAUUGCCAACAAAGGGUAUAUAACAAAGUAUUGAGAAACUUUUGUUAUUGACCAAAUACUUAUUUUCCACCAUAAUUUGCAAAUAAAUUCAUUAAAUAUCCUACAAUGUAUUUUCUGGUUGUUUUUUCUCAUUUUGUCUGUCAUAGUUGACGUGUAGCUAUGAUGAAAAUACAGGAAUCUCUCAUCUUUUUAAGUGGGAGAACAUGCACAAUUGGUGGCUGACUAAAUACUUUUUUUCCCCACUGUACAUACGUAUGCGCACGCACGCACGCACACACAAACACACACACACACAUUCUGUGCCUGCACUGUAUCUGAGCUUAUUGUGGGCUUUUGGAACUUAUGUACCAUUUGACUCUGACAUGACUAGGUCUGAUAAGGCAGGGGAACUCAUUACAGCUCUGUAAGGGGAGAAGGAGAAGAGGCUAUACUGGUCACCCCUGACACUGAGUGGAUUGAUGCUGUGUGUGAUUGCAGCCCGUAGUAGACAUAGAGCCCAGCAGGGAAGGACUGAUGAUGAGAGCGCAGCCAGGACUGAUAACUGCAAGGGGCUCAAUGGCACAAUCAGAUCUCAUGGAUGGCUCAGAUGGGAUGACUUGUAAUGCCACCUUGAAGACAGAUAUUUACAAGGAUAGAGACAGGCAUGGCUUAACUAAAUUACAAUAUCAACAGUUGAUUCAACACUUGCAUUAUAAAAAAACCCAUCAUGGAUUACUUUCAAGACCUUAUGUAUAGCCUUGCUUGAACUCUGUUAUGUAGUCAGUGGGAGAACUUGCAGGACGGAGGGAUGUUUUGGUGUGGGCAUGAAUAUGUCAGUUUGGUUUAAGGCAGGCUUUAUGAAGCUGGCUCUUGGAGGCUCACAAAUGUCUGUUGUCUUGGUAACAGGUUGUUUGAGACCCAUCCAGAAUGCAAAGAUGUAUUCUUCCUGUUCCGAGACGUGGAGGACCUUGAUAGGUUACGGACCAGCCGGGAGCUGAGGGCACACGGCCUACGGUCAGUCACUCUUUUUCUGUCAAUUCUGCAUUGAUAUCAAUGUGAGGUUCCUCUUUCAUCCAGCUCUCCAUUCAGCACUCUGUUGAAGUCUCUACACUGCACAACUCUCAAGUUCCAUACACUUCAGCCGUUGUACUACAGAGGGGGUGGUAUUAUUACAUUUCAAAUGUCAAAAUCUCACAAGGGACCAUCACUGAUUUUAUUGAAACAAAGGAAUUUAUGACAUACUGUAGAAUUUAAGUUUCCUAUUUCAAAGAUCUGUCAACACUGUUUGUGUCCCUAUAUGAGAUUGAAAAACGACGGUAACAUGAGACCAAACCACAAUGAAUAUCACAUAAUCCCAUAAGUGUUAAUGUCAAGGGAGCUUUUGUCUCGCUGAGACUGAAGAGCUGUCACAUCUGUCAAGGCGUCAGUGUAAUGCGGUAGGCGAAGUCAGGCGCAGGACACAGAGCUAAUCAAAAGGCGUACUUUACUCGUAGGUAAAAUGAAUGAACAACAACCUCCACGCAGGGAGGGAACAAACCCGCACACGAACGACAACCAAAACAUGAACAAACACGCGCAACAUACAGUGUGAGACAGAGGGUUAAAUAGGGAAGACAUAACUACAUGAUGGGAAACAGGUGUGACCAAUUAAGACAAAACAAGUCGAACAUAGAUACAUGGAUCGGUAGUAGCUAGUACUCCGGUGACGACGAACGCCGAAGCCUGCCCGAGCAAAGAGGAGGGGCAGCCUCGGCUGAAUCCGUGACAGUACACCCCCCUUGACGCGCGGCUCCAGCCGUGCGCCGACCCCGGCCUCUGGGACGGCCAGGAGGACGCAUGGCAGGGCGAGUCGGAUGACUCUGGUGGAAAUCCCUCAACAUGGAGGGAUCGAGGAUGUCCCUCCUAGGGACCCAGCACCGUUCCUCCGGACCGUACCCCUCCCACUCCACGAGAUACUGCAGGCCCCCCACCCGACGCCUCGAAUCCAAGAUGGAACGGACCGAGUACGCCAGUGCCCCCUCGAUGUCCAGUGGGGACAGAGGAACCUCCCGUACCUCAGACUCCUGGAGUAGACCAGCUACUACCGGCCUGAGGAGAGACACAUGGAACGAGGGGUUAAUACGGUAAUUAAUAGGAAGCUGUAACCUAUAACAAACCUCGUUCAAUCUCCUCAGGACUUUAAAUGGCCCCACAAACCGCCGACCCAGCUUCCGGCAGGGAAGGCAAAGGGGAAGGUUUCGGGUCGAGAGCCAGACCCGGUCCCCCGGUGCAUACACCGGGGCCUCACUGCGGUGGCGAUCGGCUGAUUUCCCGCUGCAGGUGUACAUGAGCAGCGUUCCAGGUCUCUUCCGAGCACCGAAACCACUCAUCCACCGCAGGAGCCUCGAUCUGGCUCUGAUGCCAUGGUGCCAGGACCGGCUGAUAACCUAACACACACUGGAAAGGCGUAAUGUUAGUAGAGGAGUAGCGGAGUGAGUUUUGGGCCAUCUCUGCCCAGGGGAUUUAACCCGACCACUCCCCCUGCCGGCCCUGGCAAUAGGACCGCAGAAACCUACCCACAUCCUGGUUAACUCUCUCAACCUGCCCAUUACUCUCGGGGUGAAAACCUGAGGUAAGGCUAAUCGAGACCCCCAGACGUUCCAUGAAUGUCCUCCAGACCCUUGAGGUGAACUGGGGACCCCGAUCCGACACAACAUCCUCAGGUACCCCGUAGUGCUGGAAGACGUGUGUAAACAGGGCCUCAGCAGUUUGUAGGGCUGUAGGGAGAUCUGGCAUAGGAAUGAGACGGCAGGACUUGGAAAACCGAUCCACAACGUUCCCUUGUGAGGGGGGAAGGUCCGUCACAAAAUCCACCGAUAGGUGGGAUCACGGCCGUUGUGGAAUGGGUAGGGGUUGUAAUUUCCCCCUGGGCAGGUGUCUAGGUGCCUUACACUGGGCGCAGACAGAGCAGGAGGAAACAUAAACUCUCACGUCCUUGGCUAAAGUGGGCCACCAGUACUUCCCACUAAGACAGUGCACUGUCCGACCGAUGCCAGGAUGACCACAGGAGGGUGACGUGUGAGCCCAAAAGAUCACGAACCUCGAGCAGCACGUACAUCCGACCCUCUGGACACUGUGGGGGAGUGGGCUCGGUACGUAACGCCCGCUCGAUGUCCGCGUCAACCUCCCACACCACCGGUGCCACCAGACACGACGCCGGAAGUAUGGGAGUGGGCUCAAUGGACCUCUCCUCUGUGUCAUACAGACGGGACAGGCCGUCUGCCUUAGCGUUCUGGGAACCUGGUCUGUAAGUGAGAGUAAACACAAAACGAGUGAAGAACAUGGCCCACCUUGCCUGACGAGGGUUCAGCCUCCUCGCCGCCUGGAUGUACUCCAGAUUACGAUGGUCAGUCAAAAUGAGAAAAGGGUGUUUAGCCCCCACAAGCCAAUGCCUCCACACCUUCUGAGCUUUGACUACAGCUAUCAGCUCCCGGUCCCCCACAUCAUAGUUGCGCUCCGCCGGACUGAGCUUCUUAGAAAAGAAAGCACAGGGGCGGAGUUUUGGUGGCGUGCCCGAGCGCUGAGACAGUACAGCUCCAAUCCCAGCCUCGGACGCGUCCACCUCAACCUGGAAGGCCAAGGAAGGAUCCGGAUGAGCCAGCACCGGAGCCGUAGUAAACAGGUCCUUCAGAUGCCCAAAAGCCCUGUCCGCCUCAGCUGACAACUGCAGAUGCACUGGUCCUCCCUUUAGCAAGGAGGUAAUGGAAGCCGCUACCUGACCAAAGCCCCGGAUAAACCUCCGGUAGUAAUUGGCAAAACCCAAGAAUCGCUGCACCUCCUUCACCGUGGUUGGAGUCGGCCAAUUACGCACGGCCGAAAUACGGUCAAUCUCCAUCUCCACACCUGACGCGGACAGACGGUGUCCUAGGAAGGAGAUGGACUCUUGGAAGAACAGACAUUUCUCCGCCUUCACAUACAGGUCAUGCUCCAACAGUCGACCAAGCACCUGACGCACCAGGGACACAUGCUCGGCCCGUGUAGCGGAGUAUAUGAGAAUGUCAUCAAUAUACACCACUACACCCUGUCCAUUCAGGUCCCUGAAAAUCUCAUCAACAAAAGAUUGGAAGACUGAAGGAGCAUUCAUCAAACCGUAUGGCAUGACGAGGUACUCAUAGUGCCCCGAGGUGGUACUAAAUGCCGUCUUCCACUCAUCUCCCUCCCGGAUACGCACCAGGUUGUACACGCUCCUGAGAUCCAAUUUCGUGAAGACGCGCGCCCCGUGCAAUGACUCCGUCAUACUCGCAAUCAGAGGUAAUGGAUUGCUGUAUUUUACAGUGAUCUGAUUUAGACCACAGUAGUCAAUGCACGGGCGUAAGCCACCAUCCUUCUUCUUCACAAAAAAGAAACACGAUGACACAGAGGAAGUGGAUGGCUGAAUGUAUCCUUGUCUCAGAGAUUCGGUGACAUAUGUUUCCAUAGCCGCCGUCUCCUCCUGUGACAGAGGAUACACGUGACUCCGGGGAAGCGCAGCGCCUACCUGGAGGUUUAUCGCACAAUCCCCCUGUCGAUGGGGUGGUAAUUGAGUCGCCUUCUUUUUACAGAAGGCGAGAGCCAAAUCGGCAUAUUCAGGCGGAAUGUGCAUAGUGGGAACCUGGUUUGGGCUUUCCACCGUAGUUGCCCCUACGGAAACACCUAUACACCUCCCCAAGCACUGGUUUGACCAUCCCUUGAGAGCCCUCUGUUGCCAUGAAAUAGUGGGGUCAUGAGAAGUUAACCAGGGAAGCCCCAACACCACUGGAAACGCAGGAGAAUCAAUCAGAUAUACACUAAUUAUUUCCUCAUGCCCCUCCUGCGUCUUCAUCCAGAGUGGCGCUGUGACCUCCCUAAUCAGACCUGACCCUAAAGGGUGACUAUCUAGGGCAUGUAUAGGGAAGGGCACAUCAACUGGCACAAUAGGAAUCCCUAACCUACGGGUAAAAUGACGAUCAAUAAAGUUCCCAGCUGCGCCUGAAUCUACUAGCUCCUUAUACUGGGAAUGAGAAGAAAACUCGGGAAAUACAACAUUUAUACACAUGUGCACAACAGGGAGCUCUGGGUGAGUUGGGUGCCUACUCACCUGAAACGGUUCACCAGUGCGCUGCCUACUGCCUCGACUCCUUGAAGGCCCUCCCCAGCACUGACCAGCAGUGUGUCCUCUGCGGCCACAGUUGGUGCAGGGGCCGGCCCCUCUACUGGUCUCCCUCAUAGCAGCACCUCUGAGCUCCAUAGGGGUAGGGUCGGAGGUGCUGGGGGAUGGAAUGGACGGCCCCUGAUCCGGACGUCCGCGGGUGGCCAACAGGUUAUCCAGUCGGAUUGACAUAUCCACCAGCUGGUCCAGGUUUAGGUUGGUGUCCCUGCAGGCCAAUUCCUGACGAACGUCCUCCCUUAAACGGUAGUGGUCGAUGAGGGCCCUCUCAUUCCAUCCUGCGCUGGCAGCCAGAGACCGAAAGUCCAGCGCAAAUUCCUGCGCGCUCCUCUUCCCCUGUCUGAGGUGGAAUAGACGCUCACCCGCCGCUCUCCCCUCUGGUGGAUGAUCGAAUACUCCGCAUAGCUUACAGUUGCGGCGUCUAUUCCCCCCCACUCAGCGUUGGCCCACUCCAGCGCUUUACCGGACAGACAGGAGAUGAGGGCGGACACGCUCUCGUAUCCCAAGGGAGCCGGGUGGAUGGUUGCCAGGUAGAGCUCUAUCUGGAGCAGAAAACCCUGACACCCUGCAGCUGUACUGUCAUAUGCCCUCGGGAGCGAGAGCCGAAUCCCACUGGACCCAGAUGGUGAAGAGAUGGACAUCGGUGUAGGUGGUGGUGUAAUUGGAGGAGUUAUAGGGAUACCUCCUCUCUCCCAUCGCUCCAUAGUAUUAACUACUCGUUCCAUAGCGGUGCCGAGAGCCUGGAUCAUGGCCGCUUGUUGUUGGACGCGUUCCUCCAUCGAUCCGGCUGGCAUUGCUGUACCUGCUGACUCCAUGUUAUGGUGCGUGUUUCUGUCAAGGCGUCAGUGUAAUGCGGUAGGCGAAGUCAGGCGCAGGACACAGAGCUAAUCAAAAGGCGUACUUUACUCGUAGGUAAAAUGAAUGAACAACAACCUCCACGCAGGGAGGGAACAACCCGCACACUAACGACUACCAAAACAUGAACAAACACGCGCAACACACAGUGUGAGACAGAGGGUUAAAUAGGGAAGACAUAACUACAUGAUGAGAAACAGGUGUGACCAAUUAAGACAAAACAAGUCGAACAUAGAUACAUGGAUCGGUAGUAGCUAGUACUCCGGUGACGACGAAUGCCGAAGCCUGCACGAGCAAGGAGGAGGGGCAGCCUCGGCUGAAUCCGUGACAAUAUCCAAUCUCUGGCUGGCUAUUAUCACAUCUGCUGCCAGUGAAGAACACACUUAUCCUCCAUAUGCAGUUCUCCAAUGGUGUGUUUUUCUCCAUUCUGUUGUGUCACUGGGUAUGCUGAGCCUCUUUGUUUUUCUCACCAUGAAAGGCCAAUAAACCCAAUUGAGCCUGAGGUCUCCACUUACAGUUUUUCUCAAUCACGUACAAGCAAUUUUGGGAUCUGUGUUGAAACGUACCUAUAGCAGAACAGAAAUGAUCAAAUGCUCAAAUACAUUUACAGAACUUCUGAUCUUUUUCUUACCUUAGUACGUGACUUGCAUCAGACCACCUUUUGCAAAAUUUUAAAUACAAAUGUCAUCAGUUAAUACAAUAACACAUUGUUUUCAUCAAUAGACAAAUGUGUGCAAUUGUGCUCUCUGUUUCUGGCAAUCAAUAAAUACUACUGCACAAAAUUCUAAAUCACCCCAUCAGUGUCAUACCAUGUACAAUAUAUGGAAAGCUCUAGGGUCGUUCCAUGUCAUGACACCCACCAUCUCAGAUUGUUCUGAAACACUUUCUGUAGUUAGAAACAGAUAAGAUUAGCAUUCAUGCAACAUUAUUUUGUUGAAAUAUAAUUUGAUCUCUGAGAAAUUAAGCUAAUUCAUUGCACCCAAAUUGGCCGUUUUAAUUAAUAGGAUUCAUAUAAUAUUCAAUAAAAAUAUUACCUAACAUCCGAUUUGGACCACACUUUUUUAAAACAAUGAGUAAGACAUCAGGAAUGUAAAGAAAUGGUCAAAAGCCACCCACAGACCCCUCACACCCCAAGCCAAUCCCACCCCAACAUUGAGUAUACAGAAUAAAUUCUCUAUGUCUGACAAGAAGUAUGGAGCUGCAGCUCAAAGUAUUGUUUCUUCAUCCUAUGUAAUGUAUUCUCAGGGAAUUUGGUGAUGGUUUUUUUUCCCAUUCAGAGAAAUUAGCCAUCCUAGUUGUUGCAUUUGUCCUAUCCUACAUCCUGAUAUUUCCAGGUUCUGACCACUAGAUGGUGCUGUUCCUGCUGUUAGGGAUAGUUCACUCAAAUUACAAAAUGACAUUGGUAUCCUUACCCUGUAAGCAGUUUAUGUACAAGGUAUGACAGUAACCCAUGCUUUGGUUUUGUUUAUCUUGCCACUGUUUCAAAUACUAACUUUUUAGCAUUUGUGACACAAAUCCAAUGCAAGUCAAUGUUACCUAUAUUAUCAUUUUCCAAAAUGUCCAAAUCAUCCUAAAGUAUCUAAAAAUAUAUUGUGUAACUCAAUGAUGUUACUUAUAUAUGAUUUGGAUAUGAAGCGCGAAAAUGCAAAUAUAGGUACUGUUGACUUGCAUUGGAUAUGUGCCACAAAUGCUAAUAAGUUAGCAUUUGAAAUCAGUCGACAGGGAAACAAAACCAAAGCAUGGGUUGCUGCCAUACCUUGUACAUAGAGUGGAAAGGAAACCAAUAUGUCAUUUCGUAAUUUGGGUGAACUACCCCUUUAACAUUGAUUUAAAAAAUCAAUAAAAAAAAUCACCUAACAGCAGGUACAGCACCAUCUAAUGGUCAGAACCUGGUAAUAUCAGGAUGUAGGAUGGGACAUAAACCUAACAACUUCAAUGACUAAUUUCUCUGAACAGGGAAAAAGAAACAUCACUAAAUUAACUGAGAAUACAUUACAUAGGAUGAAGAAAUAAUUAUCAGAGCCGCAGCUCCAUACUACUUGUCAGACAUAAAUAACUGAUACUGUAUACUCAAUGUUGGGGUGGGAUUGGCAUGGGGUGUGGGGCGUCCGUGGGUGGCUUUUGACCAUUUGAUUCCUCAUGUCUUACUCAUUGUUCGAAAAAAGUUUAGCCAAAUCGGAUGUUAGGUACUAUAUUUAUUGAAUAUUAUAUUAAUCCUGUACAUGAAAAUUGACAAUUUGGGUGCAAUCAAUUAGCUUAAUUUCUAAUUAUAUUUCAACAAAAUAAUGUUGCAGGAAUGCUAAUCUUAUCUGUUUCUAACCACAGAAACAAUUUCAGAACAAUUUGAGAUGGUGGGUGUCGAAAUCCUCUUUCUUGUGCUUUUUGAGGUAGAAAAACCCUCUAGGCAAUGGGGACUGUCUAAUUGUUAUAAUUUUUUACAAUAUGACAGAGAAUGAAGUUAAGUUACUUCUAAGUAACUUUAGGUUACUUCUAAGUCAUAAUUCAUAUCAUUUGUGUUCCUCCAUUGUAUUCACCUUUCCUUAUUUCUAUUGUGGAUAGUGUUUCUGUGCAACAAUGGAAUGUCUACAAAACAGCCUUUGUAUUGAAUACGUGGAAUUGGAUUGUGAUGAAUGAAUCCUGCACACUAAGUGCUUAUUUUUUAUAAUAAUACUUGAUUUGAUGUAUUUGAAAUUGUUUGGUGAACUAUGCAUAAAAGGAUAGUAAUUGCCCAUAAUUCUGCAUCUUUGAAUAGUUGUAUUUCCAGUUUUGAUAAUCAUGAUUUAGUGAUUGCCAAGAAAUGUAUUGAUCUACUGGGCUUUUUAAAAACAGACUAACUUUCUGUUUUGUUUGCUUGGACUCAAGAGAUAAGUAUGGUUGCAUUAAUCUUUUUGCAGGUAGUUGUGUUAUUUCGAUGAAUGUAUUUGCAAUUUUGACAGUAUAAUAUAGUUUUGAUGAAUGUUUUUAUGUUUUGAGAAAGCAACUACAUCUUGAAAACACAUUUACUGUUUUGCAAAAGGCCACAGAGUUCUGUGUCUUGUGAACUCUGCGUCUUGUGAACUCAACAACAUUGUUCCAAAAAAUGCUUGUACGUGAGAUUUGUUUUUUUAAAUCAAAGGUAUGGAGGCUGCAGUGGCAUUACAGGAGACAGACAGGGAUAUGUACACUACAUCUCCACAUAGCCUCUCUGCACUCAUCCUCCCAGGAAAAGGCCAAGUGGCCCUCAAACUACUCACACGGACAUUAGUACAAAUGUCCUCACCGGCGGCCAGGCUAAGAGGGAGCGCACCCAUUUAACCUUUUGUACAUAUUUAUCAUUCUGCAUAAAACUCUCCCUAACGUGCUCUUUAAUGUAAAAGACAGGCCUGUGGGCAGCAAUGAAACCAUUUUCAGUGUUUAAUGUUGGAGAACAAUUGUUGAAAGAGAGGAUAAAAGAUGACAAAAUGAAUUGGACCACAUAGGUGUCUGCUGUAUGAUCAGUGAUGGUGAUGGUUCAAGGUAUGCCUGUAUGCUAGUCAGUCAGGCUGUCUUUCAUAACCAGGCCUGUGUUCCUUUCCUCUCAGAGUGAUGUCCUUUAUUGAGAAGAGUGUUGCCAGACUGGACCAGCUGGAGAGACUGGAGGUUCUGGCUGUGGAGCUGGGGAGGAGCCACUACCGCUACAACGCCCCGCCCAAAUACUACAGCGUAAGACACACACACUGACAGUGCAUGUUAAGCAAAGUUACAGUGCAUUUCUAUAGAUAUUGAAAUAGAUAUAUAAUUUCCUAUUCUGAUGUGAUUUCUUUCCAGUAUGUAGGAGCAGAAUUCAUCUGUGCUGUCCAACCCAUUCUCAAAGAGAGAUGGACCCCUGAGCUUGAGGAGGCGUGGAAGGUACAGAAUUCAAUCUUUCUCGGUGACCACUUUGAUUUAAUAUGUGGGUGUCAAUCAUGAGAAUCAUGUCUGAAACCAAUUAUUGUCCAAGAGGUCCCUUGGCUUUCUGCAGUGCCAGAGUUGUCCACAUCCAAUGACACAUGUCAAGAUGGAAAUGGUCACCAGUGGAAGAGAGGUGACUGACAUGAAAAUUAAAAUUUCAAUGAACCAGAAAUGACCAUAUUGAGAAUGGCAUGGCUCAAGCACAUCAAGGCUACUACAAUAGUAUUACUACACUUUUCAAUUAAAAUAUCAGUUUGUCAAAUGUAAAACUGCACUCACAUAGAUGUAACUGUAUGUGUUAGUGUGUAUGAUGUAAAUACUGUGUUUCAGACAGUCACUGUGGUUUUUAUUGGUUUUAUAGACCACAGGACUCUGGUAAAUCAGGGCAAGUUUUACUGAGUGCACUGUCUUAAUUAAAUAUACUGAACAAAAAUAUAAAUGCAACAAUUUCAAAGAUUUGAAGGAAAUCAGUGAAUUAAAAGAAAUAAAUUAGGCCCUAAUCAAUGGAUUUCACAUGACUGGACAGGGGUGCAGCCAUGGGUGGGCCUUGGAGGGCAUAGGCCCACCCACUGGGGAGCCAGGCCCAGCCAAUCAGAAAUAUUCCACACCAAUUGCACGCUCCCUCAAAACUUGAGACAUCUGUGUCAUUGUGUUGUGUGACAAAACUGCACAUUUUAACGUGACCUUUCAUUGUCCCCAGCACAAGGUACACCUAUGUAAUGAUCAUGCUGUUUAAUCAGCUUCUUGAUAUGCCACACCUGUCAGGUGGAUGGAUUAUCUUGGCAAAGGAGAAACGCUCACUAACAGGGAUGUAAACAAAUUUGUGCACAAAAUUUGAGAGAAAUAAGAUUUUUGUGCGUAUGGAAAAUGUCUGGGAUUUUUUUAUUUCAGCUCAUGAAACAUGGGACCAAGACUUUACAUGUUACGUUUAUAUUUCUGUUUAGUGUAAAUUAGAUGAAAUGAGUGAAGGAAGCACUGUAGUUUACAAUGAACAUUCCAAUGAAACUGUCUGUAUUGGCCUCUAGUGGAUUCAUGGAGAACUACCCUUACAGCUCCAACCUUAUUCCUGGGAUCAGCUCCUGUGCUCAGGAUAAACUCCUGGCCCUGCUUAUCAUUUAUGUGGAGUGAACAGUUUUUCCUUACCAGGAACAUUCCAGGCUCUACUUAUUUCCUAGUAUAAUGCAUCCCUGCACUCCCCUAAACCUAGACUGAUAAUACAUUGUACUUACAGCUGUAGUGCCAACCCAAACACUAGACUAGUAAUACAUUGUAUUUACAGCUGUAAUGCCACUCCCUAGUUAUAUAUUUUAGCCUACUUACCCCAGCAACGCUAACCCGGUACUACAUUAGACACACAGACCUUGAUUUUAAUUCAACAUUAUUACAGGUGUCCUCAUAAUUCCGUGUUGUUUCUAAACCAGACCCUGUUCCUGUACCUAACCAGGCUUAUGAACCAGGGCUACCAGGAGAGGAGCAGACAUCACCAGGUGGGAACCUCCCCCAAGGAGAGGAACACAGCCUUAUAA